Molecule: messenger RNA, 1542 nt
Organism: Oreochromis aureus
Lineage: Eukaryota; Metazoa; Chordata; Actinopteri; Cichliformes; Cichlidae
Product: phospholipid transfer protein-like
Exons: 15
Coding region: 41-1360 (439 amino acids)
Molecular function (GO): lipid binding
Source: RefSeq, a predicted model, not a curated record
GCUAUGCACAUCCCCCUUGUACAUUGGUUUUUGGCUGAGGAUGAAGUCCUGUGUGGUUAUCUUUUUCUUCUUGGUGUCUCUGAUUUCCUCUGACAAAGCUGCCCCUCCUCCCGGCAUCAAAGUGCGAAUCACUGAAAAAGUGAAGGAUCUUGGUCUGAUGUACUUAAAGGGGCUGGUUAACAAGCAGUUCCCCAUAGAAAAAAGAUUUUUGCCAAUCAAAAGCGUGACUCUUACUAAACUACAAGCUGAUCCUGCCCAGGUGGAUUUUAGAUUUCAGGAGAAAAUUGGUCUCCAGUUUAAAAUCAAGGACCUGAAAUUUUCUCUAGAACUUCAGCGAGAACUAAAUGUGCCUUUCACUCAGGUCAACAUUAUCAAAGGCACGACAACCUUAACUGGAGAAGGCGUGACUGCCACAAUCAUAGUGAGAAUGAACAAAAACCUUCAAGGACACCUGAAUGUUGAGAUACCAAGAGAUAACUGCAAAAUCAAUGCCGAUACCAUCAGAACAACGUCCACUGGCUUUACGGGGCCUGCUUGGGACUUCCUCAGACCAUUGUACCAGUAUCUCUUCAACAAUCAGAUCUGUCCUGCUCUUCAGCCUAUGAUAAAUAAUAAGCUGAAGGACUUGCCCAUGAUGAGGACAGUCUAUGAAGACCACCAAUUAGACUUGGACUACUCCUUGACCAGUGAUAUUGCAGUGACAUCGAGGAGCCUUGAUAUAUCUUUCAAGGGCUUAAUGUCUGUACACGGGCAGGCUGUGGACACUGAUUCAAUAAGGCCAGGCAAAGAACCAGUUUUCACAGAGACUAACAAGAUGGUCUAUGUGGGCAUCUCUGAGUUCUUCUUCAAUGGGGCCGCCAUGGCAAUCUACAAAUCAGGACCAUUUAAAUUUAACGUUCCAGAGAUGGAAGGCGCCAAGAAAGCUGGCCAGAACAUUGUGGGAAUUAAACCGGGUCCAUGGACAGCGGAGCUGACUGAGGCUCCAAUCAUUGAAAUCAGUAAGGCUGGACUCUCUGCCACUGUGAAUUUCAAAGCACAAAAUGAAGCUCACCAAAAAAGUUUUCUUAAGAUCUGCAAAGUUAAGAUGAAUGUCGACUUCAAAGAACGGCUCCUCAUUACGAACAUUCAAAAACUAAAAUGUAAGGACGAAACUGGAAAGUUCAUAGAAAAAUUUAAGACUGGUGUUGUUAAUGUCCUUCUUAAAGUCAUAACCAAGUGGCUUGUUAAAGAAAUACCCAUCCCUCUUCCUGCUGAGCUGAGCAUUAUUGAUGCAAAGACCCAGUAUGAGGAAGGCUAUCUGGUGGUGGGAGGAGGCCUGAACUUUAUCCCUCUGCAGAGCAGCAGCAAUGCUGGCGGAUAAGCAACAAAGGCUGAAAUAUGGAGUUUUCCUCUGAAUGUCUGGUUCUUUAUGCUAAAUAUAAAAUAUAUGUUUGAAUAGCUUAGAAAGUUAAAUCUAUCAGAUGAAAAUACUGGAUAUACUGAAUGUACUGCAUAUACUGCCUGUUUCUAUGGGGGUUUUUUUCUUCAAUAAAAGCUUCAGCA